Molecule: messenger RNA, 612 nt
Organism: Coffea arabica (coffee)
Lineage: Eukaryota; Viridiplantae; Streptophyta; Magnoliopsida; Gentianales; Rubiaceae
Source: RefSeq, a predicted model, not a curated record
AUGACGGAGCUACAGGAAGUGGUUUUCUCCAUGGCAAAGGAGACGGCGCCAGGACCGGACAGCUUUGGAACGGUCUUCUACCAAGAUUGUUGGACAAUAAUUCAAGGGGAACUAUUGGAUGCGAUUCAGGAGUUCUUUCUGGGGGUUCCCCAACCCAAGGGGUUCUCUAGUGCAUUGAUAGUCUUAAUCCCUAAGGUGUCCGGAACUUCACAAUGGCGGGAAUUCUGGCCCAUCAAUCUAUGCAAACUAAGUUCAAAAAUUAUCUCCAAAAUUUUAGCGAAUUGUCUCAAGCUCCUGCUUCCUAAACUAAUCUCACCGUGGCAGUCGGGAUUUGUUCUGGGACGGAGUAUCGUGGAUAACAUCCUUAUCGCACAGGAACUAGCCUUGGACCUUGAUAGGCGGCUGAGUUGUCCGAACUUGAUGUUGAAGUUGGACAUGGCGAAGGCCUAUGACAGGGUAGAAUGGACCUUCCUCAUGUUUAUGCUUCGGCGUCUUGGCUUUCAGGAGGGGGCGGUGGAUCUGGUUUUUAGAAUCGUAUCAAAUAAUUGGUUCUCGGUUCUGGUCAAUGGGACCCCAGCGGGUUUCUUCAAAUCAACGAGGGGAGUCCGGUAG